Choloepus didactylus (southern two-toed sloth) is the source of this 293-nucleotide messenger RNA. RefSeq names its product high mobility group protein HMG-I/HMG-Y-like. The coding region runs from base 1 to 291 and encodes 96 amino acids. Gene Ontology annotation, cellular component: chromatin; nucleus. Gene Ontology annotation, molecular function: transcription coregulator activity; DNA binding. The record is from RefSeq and is a predicted model, not a curated record. The transcript has a single exon. Gene Ontology annotation, biological process: regulation of DNA-templated transcription. Lineage: Eukaryota; Metazoa; Chordata; Mammalia; Pilosa; Megalonychidae.
AUGAGUGAGUCGAGCUCGAAGUCCAACCAGCCCCUGGCCUCUAAGCAGGAAAAGGACGGCACUGAGAAGCGAAGGUGGGGCAGGCCAUGCAAGCAGCCUCCGAAGGAGCACAGCGAAGUGCCAACACCUAAGAGAUCUCGGGGCCAACCAAAUGGGAGCAAACACAAGGGCGCUGCCAAGACCCAGAAAACCACCACAACUCCAGGGAGGAAACCAAGGGGCAAACCCAAAAAACUGGAGAAAGAGGAAGAAGAGGGCAUCUCGCAGGAGUCCUCGGAGGAGGAGCAGUGACC